AUGACAGAAGAAGGUGAAGCCGAAGUGACUAGCCAUGACACCUUCGAGCUGGCGAGUGCUUUUGGCUUCUCGCUAAAUCAUCGGAUACUUCCGAAUGGAGCCACUUCAGCUCGGAUCGAGCCCGACACAAAAGAGACACUGGUCGCAGUGACCGCUUCAAACAAGAUUAUACUCAGAAGUAACGAAAGUACUCUUCACAUUCCGGACAAGAUCAAAUGCAUCACGACAGUACCAUAUGGUGAUGGUUAUGACUACAUUGUCGUCGGUACUGAAAGUCAAGUACUCGUCUACGAUUUCCAUCGAAAUUCUACUGUCUUCAGAAGGGACGUACCCGAUGGUGUGCAGUGCUUCGCGGUGGGCAAGAUGGGCGAGCUGGACAGAUUGAUUCUUUGCGGUGGUAACUGUGCCAUUUGGGGUUUCGAUGAGACCGGCAAGGAUGUGUUUUGGACCGUCACCGGUGAUGCAGUGACAACCAUGUGUUUCUGCGAUUUUGACGCUGAUGGUGAAAUGGAAUUAAUCAUCGGUUCACCCGACAGCGAGCUGAGAGUGUUCAAAAACGACCUGAUGAGAGCGGAAAUUCUUGAGACCGAUGCAGUCAUUGUUCUUCAAAGCAUUGAUAAGAGCCGCUUUGGCUAUGCGCUGGCUAAUGGUACUGUCGGUGUGUAUCAUCAGGAUCAACGCCUUUGGCGCAUCAAAUCCAAGAGUGUCAUCACUGCUAUCUUGCCCUAUCCAAACGAGGAAAUGAUGACAUGUGUCUGGAAUUCAGGAAAGAUCGAUGUACGUUCGAUUGGUGAGAAUGGCGAAAUCGCCUGCAGGGAGGCUUCAUUAACCGGGCAAAGUAUCGUCGCAGGUUUCACAUCAACCAUGAACAACGACGUCGCCGAGUUGACUGUUAUCACAGCUGAUGGAAGAGGUGACGUGCACGGAUUCAACAACACCAAACCAAAGGAGAUUGUCGAUAAAACUCAAGAAACGUUACAUCUGUUUGGACAGAAGAAGCACAACCUACUGGUGAGAUGCUAG
This is a messenger RNA of Cooperia oncophora, 1023 nucleotides long. The record is from the annotation of a GenBank genome assembly. Lineage: Eukaryota; Metazoa; Nematoda; Chromadorea; Rhabditida; Trichostrongylidae.